AUGCAGACGCAACACGGUUUGGCAACCUUGGGCGGCGACCUCCGUUCUGGUCUAGGCGCCAUUGGCACGGCGGUCAUGGCGGAAGCCACGGGAAUUCGUGCCGACGUCCGCGAGGUCAAGCGUGACUUGGCGAGCGUGCGUGAGAGCGUUGAAGUCUGCCGUGCGGAGAACAUGGAAACGGAUCGCGCUGCUCUAAUGGAGCUUUUCAACACCACGAAGGGCCCAUCGUGGAAGACGAGUACGGCCUGGGGAUCAUCGUCUUUUCUCGGAGAGUGGUAUGGCGUCACCGUGAAUGCUGAGGGCCGAGUGACCAAGCUUCAUCUGAACGACAAUAACCUGACAGAAUAUAUCAAUAUGGUCAUGUCGCUAGACUGGGGUGUUGUCUCCGACGUGAUCCUUGUUGUGUCAAAACUUCGUGAAACGUAA
This is a messenger RNA of Ectocarpus sp. CCAP 1310/34, 426 nucleotides long. Lineage: Eukaryota; Phaeophyceae; Ectocarpales; Ectocarpaceae. The record is from the annotation of a GenBank genome assembly.